CGCGAUAUUUUCAGUGAACGCCGUCGCCGCCGGGAUUGGAGAUUGGAAUAGCAGAAAACUGCAUACAAAAUUUAGAGAAAAUAUACAAAUAACAUGGAAAAUCCCACCUACAUUUUUUAUAUCACGAUGGCGUUAAUGGAUCAAAACUUCCGCCAGAAUCAUUUCGGAGAACCCUGUGGAACCGCAACUCCUCCAUCCCUUCACUUCCAGCCGAAGAAAAAUCCCUAAUUCCGCAGACCCUCAACAGCCUACUACCUCACCCAAUUGAAAGAUUAACUCGGCGGAGCACUGCAUGUCUCAGAAUGAGACGAUGUCUUAUACUUCGUAUGUUUUUUAUGGUGAUACUGUCACCAUUGGUACGCUGCAUCUCCAGCUCAGCCGUGCCUCAGACGUUUCUCUCCGAUCAGAGCAGCCUUGACUCCAGCCCUUUCAAAUCCCUUCUGCCCCCGAUCCCCAAGCGUGAAGUUGCCGUGGUGGCUGCUUUGGAUGGCACUAUUUACUUGGUGGAUGCUAGUUCAGGGAAGAUUCGCUGGUCUUUCCCUACUGGGUCGCCUAUAUAUUCUUCUUAUCAGGCUACACUUGAUACGGACGAUGAUGGGCUUAACGCUUCUGAAUUGAGCAACGACUUAUAUUAUGUCGACUGUGGGGAUGAUUGGGACCUCUAUCUGCAUAGCAAGCACCUGGGUAAACUGCAAAAACUGUCUCUAAGUGCUGAUGAGUACAUCAGGAGGACACCACACAUAUCAGAGGACGGUGAGAUUACAUUGGGUUAUAAAAAGACUACUGCAUUUCUUGUUGAUGCCAAGACUGGAAAGGUAGUUCGCUCUUUUGCACUGGAUAGCCCUUCACCUAAUAGGGAUGGUGCGGAAGAAAAUGCCCUUCGUUUGAUAAAUGGCCCGGAAAAGUUGGUUGAAGCAGGUGUUGCUGACUUGGGAACUCUUGAGAAUCUGGUUUACAUCACAAGGACAGAUUAUGUGUUGCAGCACUACUUGCCAAACUCCAGUAAAGUCCUCUGGAAUGUGGCUUUUGCAGAGAUUGAGGCUGAAUUUCGAUGUCAGGAUGGUCGGAGUUUCUUCGAUGGGAUUUCUCCUGAUGCAGAUGUGGGAAGAAAUGAAAUUGAAUGGCAAUUUCCUUGUCAAGUGAAGACGGCUGCUGUGCGCAUUCGGGAUCAAAACUUGCUGCCAUUUGAGAAACUAGCAAUUAGUUAUCCCGGACUUGGACGCAGAGCUCAGUUCUUACCUGCCAAGGAUCAGCUUCCCGCUUUAGAGCCUGUUUACAGACUUCCAGCUGCUCUUCCCACCAAUGCAGGCAGAUCCACUCUUGCUUUGCCUUCAUCGGAUAUCUUGAGUGAGAAUGCUCUUGUACCAAAGAGUACCAGUUGGCCUUCUGAAAUUGCAGCCAAGUCUCAAAUGUGGUCCAGCAUAGUCACUAUUGUCUCCGUUCUUAGUAUCAUCAUCUACAAUUAUAUUGCGGGUAGGAAACGGAGCAAACUGAGUAAACCAGUAGAACCUAAAAUGCAAACUGGAAUGCAUAAGAAAAAGAAGAAUAAGAGAACAGGAACAGGAAAUAACAAGAACCAUUCCUCAAAGACAAAUGUGUCUCUGGAAGGUAAGGUUGGAGGCCCUGAUGAAACCGAGGAUUGUGAAGGGAAUAAUAGAAAGAUACCACAAAGUCUUAUGGAUCUUAUUGAUGGUCAUGUAGACGGACGUAGAAUUGGUAGGUUAUUAGUUUCAAGCAAAGAAAUUGCUAAGGGUAGUAAUGGAACGGUGGUGCUUGAGGGGGUGUAUGAUGGCCGUCCUGUAGCUGUUAAACGCCUUGUGCAGACCCAUCAUGAUGUUGCUAUCAAAGAGAUUCAGAAUCUUAUCGCCUCUGAUCAGCAUCCCAAUAUUGUUAGAUGGUACGGCGUGGAGCAUGAUCAAGAUUUCAUUUAUCUUGCUCUGGAGCGUUGCAGUUGCAGCUUGAGUGACUUUAUUUAUGUUCAUUCUGGUAUAUUUCAAAACCAAAUGAACUGUGAGGGACAACAACCUGGCAGUUUGCCUGAAUCUACUGUCAGGGUUUGUACAAUCCUGCAGCAGAAUAAGAACAUUGAGUUGUGGAAAUCAAAGGGUUACCCUUCUCCCCUUCUGUUAAAACUGAUGAGAGACAUUGUUUCUGGCCUGGCCCAUCUGCAUGAACUUGGGAUAAUUCAUCGGGACUUGAAGCCUCAGAAUGUCUUGAUAAUCAGCGAGAAAUCAUACUGUGCUAAACUUUCAGAUAUGGGUAUUAGCAAGCGCCUUCUUGGAGGCAUGUCUUCCUUAACUCAACAUGCAACUGGCUAUGGAAGUUCAGGCUGGCAAGCUCCUGAACAACUUCUCCAAGGGCGGCAAACACGUGCAGUAGAUUUAUUUAGUUUAGGCUGUGUUUUAUUCUUCUGCAUUACAGGGGGCAAGCACCCGUUCGGGGACAGCAUUGAACGAGAUGUAAAUAUUGUGAAUGAUAGGAAAGACUUAUUCCUGAUAGAGAACAUACCAGAAGCCGUUGAUCUAUUCACUUCCCUCCUGGAUCCCAACCCAGAUAAGAGACCAAAGGUCGAAGAAGUUGUGGUUCAUCCCUUGUUUUGGCCACCAGAGAAGAGACUCACAUUCCUUCAGGACGUGAGCGAUCGUGUUGAACUGGAAGACCGAGAAACCGAGUCAGACCUUCUUACUGUAUUAGAGAGCAUCGGAAUUACAGCAUUAAAUGGCAAGUGGGACGAGAAGAUGGAAGCCACAUUCCUGAACAAUAUCGGCCGUUACAGACGGUACAAGUUUGACAGUGUCAGAGACUUGCUCCGUGUCAUACGUAACAAGUCCCAUCACUACAGAGAGCUUCCUAAGGAGAUCCAGGAGCUGCUUGGGUCACACCCUGAAGGUUUCGAGAGCUACUUCUCUAAUCGGUUCCCUAAUCUCCUGAUCGAGGUGUACAAAGUGAUCUGCAGCCAUUGCGCAGAGGACGACUUCUUCAGGAAGUACUUGCAGACAAAUUUAAUCUAACCUAACCAGUAUAGCAGUUGUAGAAAAGGCUAAUUGUAAUGCAUAGCAAUAUGGCAUUGGCAAUCUGUUGUACACAAGAACAUGCGGGUGUUUACAUGUGAAAUAAUAGUUCAGUUUUCAGUUUUAGAGCAUGAUCAUCUGAAUAUAUGAACAGAACAUGUAGAUAAGUUGAUUAUUGGUUUUAAGAUGGGGACG
Linum tenue is the source of this 3206-nucleotide messenger RNA. Lineage: Eukaryota; Viridiplantae; Streptophyta; Magnoliopsida; Malpighiales; Linaceae. The record is from the annotation of a GenBank genome assembly.